Limulus polyphemus (Atlantic horseshoe crab) is the source of this 1118-nucleotide messenger RNA. RefSeq lists its product as uncharacterized. The transcript is spliced from 3 exons. Bases 32 to 559 code for a protein of 175 amino acids. Gene Ontology annotation, biological process: positive regulation of MAPK cascade. Gene Ontology annotation, cellular component: terminal bouton. Lineage: Eukaryota; Metazoa; Arthropoda; Merostomata; Xiphosura; Limulidae. Gene Ontology annotation, molecular function: transmembrane receptor protein tyrosine kinase activator activity; protein binding. The record is from RefSeq and is a predicted model, not a curated record.
AGUAACUAGUAGUGUUCUGCUAUCAGCCCCGAUGGGAAGAGCGCCAAUGUUGGCACUUCUGCCGCCGUUGCUGAUGGCCCUAUCAAUAACGUCGAGCAGGGCUCACCAGAGAUUUUAUCACCUUCAUCGCACCAGAAAUUAUCUCUCCCCGUCGUUGAAGCAGCAAUUUGAGAGCAAGAACCCACUACCACUUUUUGGACCAUGGCGACUAAAGGACGAUCCUGACUUUUGGCCUUUGUCAACCAUUAGCCACAGAGAGCGCAGAACGUCAUCAAAUGAUAAACUGUAUGUUCAACAGCGAAACGGACUUCAGCAGUACGACGUACCCCAGAUUGAGUGCCCACCAGCCGAGGACGGAAAUGAAAGGUAUGCUUGUCCCACCCCGGACAGAUUGAGUCGAUACCGAUGUAUAGAUGACCACGAACUCUGCGACGGCUUCAUUGACUGCCCACAGGGGGAGGAUGAAGACAGGCAAGCUUGUAUGUUUUACAAGACGACGAAAACACAUCUAGAUGUGUUAGCUGAUGCUUUAUUAAGAUGGGCAAGAGGGCGAUUUUGAAGAAGAAAUCCAGGACGAAACUCAAGAGCGAAGUCUGUUCUUUGCUGUUUCCACAUUUUUACAUCCAAACCCUUGUUUUAAAUCUCUAAUUUUAAUAAAACCAUCCAAUAUCUUGAAACUCAUUUUAUUUCGCAAACGCCAAAAUUAAGAAUAUUUCUACAUAGGUCCAAAAUUUCUUUAGUAGGUUCUGUUUUAUUAUAUCUUUAUCUUCAUUAGUGCUUUUCAUUUCUUAUAACCGGUUUUAUCUAAUCACUUUUAGCAGCUUUAAUAAUUUGUUUAACAGAUUGAACUCAUGCCGUAUGGCAGAAUCUUUUAAUGAGGGUCACAAUUCGCAGCUUGACAAUCUACAACUAACUUUCAAAUACUCUAUACGUGCGAAUAUUUUUGUAUAUUCUGUAUUCUUAUUUGCAUUCUGGGUUUUAUAUUGUGUUUUCCAAAUUAAAGCUCGAAAGUAGGUUUGAAUAUUACUGACGGAAAAUAUUUGAUGGUAGAAAAAUUCUUAGCCUUAAGUAUAUUUGGUUACGAUAUGUUUAUGCGUAAAAAUAGAAGUAUUAGUAAA